AUGUAUAAGUUUCUUAUAUUAACGUACAUACUUUUCACAAUAUGUCAAACUAAAAAGGUUUAGAAGAGUUUUCGAAUCAGAGAGAUGUCAGAUUGGGAAUAUUUGACAAAAUUUGGAGCUGAAAUUGGAGAUUUCACUUAUCAUAUCAAAUUCAGAAUUAUUGGAUUAGAAUCAUAAGAAAUGAAAGAAAAAACAUUUCCAAUCCUAUUUUAAUUAUAUUUAGAUGAAGAAUGGCCUGAAGCUUUAGAAAGAUCAGAAUGUGAAGUAAAUAAAAAUACUAUCUGAUUAAAUUAGAGAGUUUCUUUAGCCAGAAAAAAAUAGACAAUUAAAGUACCUGGAAAUGGAGAAUACUCUCAAGUAUACUCAGGAAAUAUCAAAGCUAAAAUUAGAGCACAUAUGUGGUAUUAUACUAUAUCUGAUUGUGAUCGAAAAUUAAGAGAUGAAUUCAAAGAAGAUUAGUAUAGAAAACUUAAAUUUGAAGUGGAUAUUCAUAUAAAGAAUGUUGAUAAAACUGAAUUCUCUGUUGAACAAUUUGGAAUUCAAUAUUUUAUGAUUUUGGUAGUUUUAGUUGACAUGUUAAUGUUCGCUUAUAAUGGUUAUUACAUAGUUAAAAGACAUGAAAAAUAUGAAGAAUUUAGUUUGGCUUUGUUUCUAUUAGUCAUUACUUUAUUUCUUGAAAUUAUUUCCUAUGGUGUGAAUUUAUUACAUUUGUGGGUUUACAGUUAUAAUGGCCAAGGCGUUUUUGUAUUACAUGUGAUUUCAGUUAUUGUGUAGGUAAGCAUUAAUCAUUAGCAUAGGUUGCAUCAUAAUUUUCUUUAACUAUGAUUUUAAUUAUGUUAUCUUGGGGUUGGUAAAUAAAUUUUACUAAAUUUGAUAAUUUCGAAACAUUCCUUCCUUUAUCACUAUUAAUAGCAUUUUUUUAAUUAACUAUUGUUGGAGUAGGUUUUAUUGAUUAUGAUUCUUACUAUAAGGAUCAUAAUUAUGAAGGUUUGGUUGGUUGGUUGGCAUCAUUUAUAUUUAUAGGAGAAUUUAUCUAUUUUAUAAAUGGAUUGUCUAAUACAUCUAAAAAUAGUAGUGCAACCGUAAAAUAAUUUAUAUUAAUGCUUGGAAUAUAUGGUGGAUUCUAUUUUAUUAGUUUUCCAGUACUCUAAACUAUUAAUUUGGUAUUUAAAUUUCAAUUAACAAUUUAGAUAGUUGCCAGAUAUCUUAGGCAUAAAGUAAUGGAAAUAGGGACAAUAUCUUUAAGAACUUCAGCUAUUUUACUUUUGACACAUUUAUUUAAUUCUAAAAAAUCAUUAUUUGCUUAAAUUUCUUAUGAUAGUAAAAGCUUUUUAGAUAGAAACAAAGAAGAGUGA
Messenger RNA from Paramecium sonneborni, 1355 nucleotides. Lineage: Eukaryota; Ciliophora; Oligohymenophorea; Peniculida; Parameciidae. The record is from the annotation of a GenBank genome assembly.